Molecule: messenger RNA, 610 nt
Organism: Arabidopsis thaliana (thale cress)
Lineage: Eukaryota; Viridiplantae; Streptophyta; Magnoliopsida; Brassicales; Brassicaceae
Gene: CYP96A14P
Product: cytochrome P450, family 96, subfamily A, polypeptide 14 pseudogene
Exons: 1
Coding region: 31-534 (167 amino acids)
Source: RefSeq, marked reviewed
UCUUCUCCUUUUGUACACAAAACCCCACUCAUGGCUUUAAUAGGGUUAAUUGAAGCAUUCAUAGCUUUCGUUUGCUUUCUCAUUUUCUAUUACUUCCUCAUCAAGAAACCCUAUAGUUACAUACUCAUUAAGAUAUCCCAAAGCGGCCUAUGGAACUGGCCGGUUCUUGGUAUGUCUCCCGGUGCACUUAUGAGACUCCCCCGCAUAUAUGACUUCAGCGUCGACCUUCUCGAGAAUUCCAACUUGACUUUUCACUUCAAAGGGCCAUGGUUCGCUGGAAUAGAUAUUUUGGCCACGGCUGAUUCAGUUAAUAUUAAUCAUAUUUAUUACCGUGGUCCUGAGUUGCGAGAAAUCUUUGGACCUUUUGGAGACGGCAUCAUCAACUCGGACUCAGAGCUAUGGAGGAAUUUAAAGAAGGCAACACAAGUUAUAUUCAACCAUCAAAAGUACCAGAAAUUUUCAACAAGUACCACAAGAAGCAAGCUCAAACUCGGGCUUGUGCCUCUUUUCAAUGACCACGAAAAUUUAAAGUAAUAUACUAAUGUAGUAAUAUUGAAUUUAUAUCUAACGGAAAAAAAGAAUCGAACAAUUUCUGAUAAGUUUUAAAAUA